AUGGCGCACUACACACCAUACAAACUUAUUGUGCAAUAUUAUUGACCGUGUGUAGCAGGCUUUAUGGGAGAUAGCCAUUAAGGAGAAGAAAAAGAUAGUUCACACAAUCAGCUGAUCGAUGUUAAGAAUAUGGCGAAACUACGUCAAGCGGUGUGGGGGUUAUCCUCGAAUUUUGCAUCGAAUCGAUACUUUUCGCGUUUACUAAUAUCGCCUCUGAAUCAUGUCACAUCGUGUAAACUUCGAGGUUUAGCGACUAAAACUGCGAUUGAAUCGCAUGAGGAUGCUCUUAUUAUUAGCGACAACUGCGUCAAACGUCUCAAAGAAAUUUCGCAAAAUGGUACGUGUUUAAGAGUUACCGUUGAAGGGGGAGGAUGCUCAGGUUUUCAGUACAAAUUUGAUCUGGACUCAACGAUUCACGACGACGAUAAGAUAUUUCAAAAAGAUGGAGCCAAGGUAGUGAUAGAUUCGACGUCUCUGGAGUAUGUUAAGGGUGCAACAAUAGAUUAUCAUUCCGAAUUGAUUCGAUCGGCGUUCAGAAUAACAAGUAAUCCAUUGGCUGAGCAAGGUUGCAGUUGUGGUGCAAGUUUUGCAAUAAAAGUCGAUUGAUUCAAUUCAAUCUCAAAAACCCUAGCAAAUAAUUAGCCUGAUGAAUCGAUUCUAUCAAAUUUGUCAAUGAAAUUGCGUUAGGUACUGACCAAAAUCAUUGCAGAAGGACGCACGGAGAAAUUGGCUGUACACGAUAGAUGGUAGUGUAAAUUAUUUUUGAUUUUACAUUCGAAAUAAAAAUAUUGUAUAUAUUUUGUUAAAUAAUGAAUAAAUGUGACCCUCGAAAUAUAA
Molecule: messenger RNA, 837 nt
Organism: Venturia canescens
Lineage: Eukaryota; Metazoa; Arthropoda; Insecta; Hymenoptera; Ichneumonidae
Product: iron-sulfur cluster assembly 2 homolog, mitochondrial
Exons: 3
Coding region: 130-606 (158 amino acids)
Biological process (GO): iron-sulfur cluster assembly
Cellular component (GO): mitochondrion
Molecular function (GO): 2 iron, 2 sulfur cluster binding; iron ion binding; 4 iron, 4 sulfur cluster binding
Source: RefSeq, a predicted model, not a curated record